This is a messenger RNA of Frieseomelitta varia, 6519 nucleotides long. Its product is annotated as HEAT repeat-containing protein 1. The record is from RefSeq and is a predicted model, not a curated record. The transcript is spliced from 7 exons. Lineage: Eukaryota; Metazoa; Arthropoda; Insecta; Hymenoptera; Apidae. Gene Ontology annotation, biological process: positive regulation of transcription by RNA polymerase I; maturation of SSU-rRNA from tricistronic rRNA transcript (SSU-rRNA, 5.8S rRNA, LSU-rRNA). Gene Ontology annotation, molecular function: snoRNA binding. The coding region runs from base 1 to 6177 and encodes 2058 amino acids. Gene Ontology annotation, cellular component: small-subunit processome; 90S preribosome; t-UTP complex.
AUGGCUACAUCUCUUGCAGAACAACUAAAGAAAUUAAAAACACCUCAAACAAAAAUACUACAGCAGGAUAAAAAACGUGCUAGCUUGUUAUUUGAUCCUAGAGAAGCUGCUAAUUUAGACAAAGAAACAGUUCUAAGUAUAGGUCAAAAUGGAUUGCAAGAGUUGAUUAAGCUAUCAGAUGUAUUUUUAGAAUUUAAGCAAACUCUUUUUGCACAAAGUUCACUGAGCCUUGAACGUGCUAUACAAGACAUUAAAGUUAACAAAAAAUUAGAUGGAGAGAUUGAGAGGUUUCUCAUCUUUUUAUCUCCUUAUUUCUUACUUAAUAAUGCCCAUAAAGCUCUUGAAUGGUUAAUAUGUAGAUUUCGCAUACAUGAAUUUAAUAGAGAUCAAUUUUUACUUUUGAUAUUACCUUAUCAUGAAACUCGAAUGUUCGUUAGGGCAUUGCAAUUAUUAGAUUUAUCUGAUGAAGCUGAUAAUUGGCAUUGGUUAGAACCUCUUCAAAGGCCUGGAAUUCCCUUGGCUUCUAUAACAUUAAUCAAUCGUCUUGGUUCCAAUAAUGCUUUGUUAAAAUUAAUUUGUAAUCAUGUAACUACUGCCACUAGAAUACAUUCAGAGCGAGCAUCUUCUUUAAAUACUUUAUAUGCAUUUUAUACAACUUCAAUAUUAGGAAUUCUUGAUCAAUUAUCUACUAUUUCUGAUGUACAAAUGGGUCAUAUGUUACCAACUAUUUUGAAAGGCUUAGAAAGUUCUAUCUCCGAUUUUGUAGCUAGCACUUAUAUGAUCCUAGCAAAAUUAAUGUUCAAAGAGAAACUGAACAGUGAAACCAUGGAGAAAUUACUUUUGAAAAUAUUUAAAAAAACAUACUUAAAAGAGGAAGCGUUGCUCUUGUUAUUUGUCUUGUACAAUGUACCAGUUCAUCCGCUGACUAGUGUCCCACAAAGUCUUGCUACACGACUAUCAGAAUUGUCCUGGUUCAUUGAACUCGCAAUCAAACUUCAGUCAUCCAACGUGAACAUAUUAAAAUUCAUUGUACCAUUACUACAAACAAGUUGUCGCAUGAUCGUGGGUAAUCCGCCAGAAAAUAAAUUGCAGAAAAUGGUGAAUGAAAUAUUAACACGAAUAAAGCUGAACAAUAGUGGAGUGGAUACCAUCUUAUGGAACAUAUUGCAGAAGGAACUCCUUUCAAAUGACAUGACAAAUGAGGCGAGAGAUUUCCUAAUAAAAUUAUAUCAUACUUUUGAAAGAAUGUAUCCUGAAAGAUUCGAUGAUUAUUUGAAGGGAUUAAUAAAACAUAGCGAUAUAGACAACAAUUCCAAAUUGGCGUUACAGUUUGUCACAUCUUGGCAUUUUGGAGCCAAAGAUACGCAAGAAGUCGUUGGUAUACUUGAUAAAUUGAUUCAUAUCAAUCCAGUUCAAAGAAUUAUGGGAUUGGAAAUGUUGGCUAAUUCUAAUGUAAAUAUUCCUGAAAGCUUUCAAGAAAUGAUGACAAACACGAUACAAUCUAGAUUUAGCGAUACAGAAGUAGAUGUUAUUAGAGCUUUGCUCUCUAUUCCUACAGAACGUCUAACAACACUUCUAUCUACAGACAUAUUGAUCGAUGAAUUAAAAGUAUUACUAUCUACUUGUCACAGUAGUAGCAGAAAAAUACUAGCAAAACCGGCGUUGAAAAUCCUCUUGAAACUCUGUGGAGCUGGAGAUGAUACUAGCGUUUUUAUUAUAUCUUUGCCAUAUUUGUUUCCAAAUGAUAAUGCAGACGUAGAUAUUGCAAUGGAGGUAUUAAGAUCAAAUUUUGCCAGGAACAAUAUUUACAUGCAGCAUGUACAAAAAGAUUUAGGAAAAUCACCGAAUGCAGAAGCAGUUUCAUCAACAUCUUUUCACAACAUAUUAAAUUGGGAAUUAUUACCUCCAACAGACAGCAUAUUGAGCGUUAUGAAGCAACAAAUCUCUCAUGGUGAUGCAGCUUCCAUGUUUUUCAAUCUAAUUUUAUUAGGUUCCGUAUGUAGAGUUCCCGUUGGGUCGUUAGAACCGCAAAUAGCUCGAGAGGUAAUAGAAAUGGCCACAGCGAUGAUCAAAAAAUUCCCACAAGUGAAAUUAUUACAGAAUUGCAAUAAUAUUACGGGAAAUAAUAUACAAAUGGCCAUUGAAUUGACUUCUCAAGGUGUUCUACCAUUACAAGUAGGUACUUACGUUUUGGAAAUGGUUCACAGGCGUCUUAAUCUAAAAUCAAAUCCGAUAUUUGAUUUCGAGAAUAAUCAAUAUCGUAGUAAUCUGAUUUUGAGGCUUCUUGAGAUGUUUUUUGAAGGAAUAGACAAUGUAUAUUGGUGCAAACAUUAUUCCCGUUGCCUACAAAUAUUUUUCCAGAGACAUUUCUCCACAAUCAAGGAUCUUAUCCAUUUUCUUUCUCAAUUAUAUAUAAAACCUGUGAAGAUACAAACGUCCUAUCACUGUUUGAAAAUAACUGAAGUGUUGUUGAAUCAGUGCAAAUGUACUCAAUGGGCAUUUGACGAUAAAAUAUUUGUCACGAAUUUGUUGCUUUCAUUAGCUAGAGAGAAUAAUGAAUGUCGAAUAAUAUCAUUAAAAAUUCUUAAAAAGCUCUUAAGCGCUGCUCACUUAAUGGUGGAUCCUUUUCCUUCUUUGCUGCAAGAACUUGUCGUCAGAAGUCCAGAAAUAUCUUUAGAUCCUGAUCAAUUAUCUUUGUCUCUUUAUAUUCUGUUAUCACCUGAUCCAGAUGUAUGUGGACAAUUGAAGUCAGAUUUACGAAAAAGGCUUCAACAAGCGCAACAAAUGUUAUUUGAAAUUGUUACCGACCAAGAGACUCCUUUGCACAUUAAAUCGCAAUUACUUGAUAUUCUGGUUUACGUCAACGGACCCACUAUACUUCAACAAUUGGUUCCUCUUGGAUUACAACUUCUAAAAAUGCUUCAAACUGAUCCUAAAAAUAAGUCUGCAGGAAAUUUGUUGAAAAACAUACUUCAGAGAUUCAAUAGCACAACAAUAAAGGCGCUUAACGUUGAACAAGUAUGGAAAUUAUUUGAAGCCAGCAUAGAGGAACAUAAAAUUGAAAUAAUCACAGAAUCUAGAACGCAGUAUCCGCCAAGUGUGAUUCUUUUAAAACAAAUAGGAAGUACUUUCUUUCAAGUGGCUGGAGAAACGUCUAACGAUCUUCAGAAAAGAAUUCUAUCUAAAUUAGUAGACAUAGCCACCAAUUGUGAAAUAGGAAAUGUUAUUUCUUCAGCUAAUAGAGCGAUAAGGAAGAUUCGCGUGAAUGCACAACUCAUAGUCGAUGAACUUCAAAUUAUGAAAAAUCUUAAGAAUGCUGAAUCAAAUGAUGCUAAAAUUAAGAAUAAAAAACGACUCAGUCAUGCCCAUGCUUUUCCCAAUCCAACUAUUAUCAAUGGAAGAGAAUGGAAACGCGGCAUGACUCUCUUAGAAUUCGUUCAACAAGCGGAUAAUAUCGAACACGAGGAAUUACUCUAUCCAAUUUUAUUUGAUUUGCUGAAGACAUGCCUCAGUUUCGAGGAACAGAGUCCUAUAGAAUAUAUGAACCAACUAUUAUUAUCCACCAUUCAUCGAUUAGCAGUGAAGAAGCUGCCUAUUCGCGAUGCCCAUCUUCAAGUAGAUUUAAUCACACAGUGCAUUAGAACUUCAAGAAAUCCUCAGACUCAUCAUCACGCUUUAUUAGUUCUGGUAGAGUUGUUGAAAAUUGUUGAUAUACGGUGUGCUCUUUACACCAUCAUGCCUAUUUUCACAUUUAUGGGAAGUACUGUGGUUCGCCAGGACGAUGCUUAUUCCAUACAAAUAAUCUCGAAGACUAUCGAAACUGUGGUACCCAUAAUAAACGCGGCUGAGAAUGAAACUCACGCUUGCGAAGUCUUAAGAACGUUUAUCGUUUCAUUACCAGAUAUUCCAGAACAUAGACGAACUCCGUUAUUUGUAAAGUUAUUACAAUUAUUGGAUAAUCAUUUUCAUUUAUAUUACUUAUUGAGUUUCGAGAGUCACGUUCUGUCGAGAACCAUGUCUAUUACAAAUCAGAAGACACCUGGACAAAGAUUAGAAUUCGCUUUGCAGGUGUCCCAAGAAUUUCCACCUACAAAACUUAUUCAAGUUUGUGUGAAAUUACUUCAGUUUAUGAAAGAACUGCCUAUAGAUAUUGAAGAAGAGGAAGGUAGAAAAGCUGCAAUGUCUUUUAAACAUAAAUAUAUUUUUGAUGUUGGCACUAACAGUCCUAAACAUUUAAAACAUUAUAAAUAUACCCUGAUUCAAUUUUUAAGUAAUCUAUUAUCAUCGCCUGAUUUUAUUAAUAAAGUUGCUGAACUCAAUGUUACCGAAGUAAAUAACGUAAGACCAUAUUAUGAUCAAUUGAUCGUGGAAGUAAUCGUACUAAUUCAAAGUACCUCGAAGAAUGCCGAUAAACAUCAUGGAAAACCAACUGCAAAAUAUUGGAAGGUUCUUUUGCAUCAUUUGUAUGAUGUUCUAGAUUUGAUGAAUAACUUAUUACCGAAUGGAAUAUUUUUGAUCAGUAUCAAACGUUUGAUAGAACACAAUCUACCGACAGUAAAGAGGAAAGCCUUAGAGCUUCUUAAUACACGUCUUCAACAAAGAAAGUUUAAUAAAGAGAAUCAUGAAGAAUUGUUACAAUUGAUUGAAUCUUUAUUGAAGAUAAUACCAGCAAAAGUAAAAUCUGAAACACAGGAACAGGAGAUUGUUCAACAAACUGUUUUGAUUACUAUAAAAUUGCUGGCGAAAUUGUUGGCUAGUGAUUAUCCUACAUUAUUCAAGCCGAUACUUGAGAUGACUACCGAACUUUUAAGUUCAAGAGAAGGGCCAGUAUUAGGCAGCGCUGCUCUUUGUGUCGCGGAAUUAUGCAGUUCUAUGCGUAUUCAUGCAAUACACUCGUUGAACAAAUUUGUACCAGCGAUCCUGCAAUUGUUAGAGGAUCACUGUAAUCAAGAUAUGCCGGACGUAGUAGCUGUCAGUAUAGUUAGCGCAUUACAAAAGAUCGUCGAAUCUGUAGGAAACUUUUUGUCUUUGUAUUUGGAUCAAUUACUGUUUGAAUUAGCAAGAUUAAGUUCUCUGUACACCGAUACGGAACAUCAAAAGAUUGGCAUCAUGGUAUCACGAUUAAAUGCAACAACUCAAAAAUUAUCUUCCUGCAUACCUUUGCGAAUACUAUUACCAGCUGUUAAUAGAACAUAUACAACAUUACUAGCGAAGAAAUCAUAUCAACGUGUUCCAGCACUGAUGAAUGUGCUAGUAGAAUCAUUCAACAGCGCUUCGCCAAAUGAUAUAAACGCAGCUAUAUCAGAUUUAGGCACGUUUUUCCUGAAGGUCUUACAAUUUCGUGAAGAUAUUUCAAAUACUGAGAAUGAUAUGGAGAUAGAUGAAUCGGAAUUAACGAUGAAGGAUGUAGUGAUUAUAGAAAAAAACGCCAGUAAAGCAUUGGUUGCUUUAACAUUGAAAUUGAGCGAGACUACCUUUAGGCCACUUUAUUAUAAGCUUUACGAUUGGGCUGCUAGAAAUCCACAGCAUAAGCAACGAAGUAUCACUUUCUAUAGUCUUUCAGCUAAUAUAGCGGAGUGUUUGAAAUCUCUUUUCGUUCUUUUCGCUGGUCAUUUUCUCAAGCAUGCAGCAAUGUUGUUAAGUAGUAAUAAUCCAGCGCUUAUAGAAGAACCACAGGAGAUGACUCUGCCUCAAGAAUCCAGCAAAAUUGAGUUGAUAGAAGCUAUUUUGUUGACUCUUUAUCGAGUCUUCAGUUAUGACGCUCAUAAUUUUGUCAAUCAAGAGAGAUUUGAAAUACUGGCUCAACCAAUUGUGGAUCAAUUAGAGAAUACUUUAGGCACCAUAGAGGAUUAUGAGAAGAGGGCAAAUGAGUUAAUAGUACCUUGCAUAGCAGCCUUUGCCAGUGCCAUUCCCGACGAUUCUUUACACAAACAAUUAGUGUAUCAGACGCUGCUGAAGACAAGACACUCGAAACCAUAUGUUAGAAGUGCUGCUUUGAACGCAUUGGUUGAAAUUGUAAGGAAGCUUGGCGAAGAUUUCAUGCCACUUCUACCAGAAACUAUACCUUUCUUAGCCGAAUUGUUGGAAGACGAGGAUGAAGCUACGGAGAAGAAUGCACAAAACGCAGUACGCAUUCUAGAAGAAAUUCUAGGUGAACCUUUGCAAAAAUAUUUUUAAUUUAAUUUGUAGAAAUAUUUGAUAAAUAUAAAUGUUAUUUUUCUACAAGAAGAAUUUAACAAAAUAUUUAGAAAGACAAAAAUAUUAUGAAAACAUCAGUUUAUUCUUAACUUAUUCACAAUUUGGACGAAAUAUAGAAUAUAUUAUUUCCUUACAUUAUAAUACAUUAUCGUAAUGUACGUGUACGUGUGUAUGUGUGUGUCUGAAUGUACGCGUAGAAUAUCGUGGCAGCAGAUAACUAGGCGCCUGAUUUUUUAAAUAUUGACAGCAAUUAUUACGAGCGGCGACGAGCACAUUUAUAGUCUUUUCUUCGAGAGCAUCUCCGAAUUUCGUACGUGUAGA